AUGCACAUCGAUUUAAAGUCGCUCUCAGCAACUCGUGUCGUACUCGACGAUGGUACUUAUUCUGGUUGGGUAACCAGAAAUGGAAACUUUCACAUACCACACGUCCCGCCGGGCACGUAUAUCCUUACUGUUCUCUCUCCGCAGCACUGGUUUGAUCAGCUUCGCAUCGACGUUCUGCCGUCGUCAGACCUCCCAGAAGUCCGCCCAUACCUUCCAGGGACACCACUUUACUCGUCUACAGCACAACACAUCACGCUUCCUUACCCGCUUCACCUGGAACCUAAACGCAAACUCGACUUUUUCGUACCGCAGGAAUCCUUCAAUGCGCUUGCCCUGCUCAAGAGCCCUAUGGUUAUUAUGAUGAUAAUCACCGCGGGAAUGGCCCUCGGUGUGCCGUAUUUGAUGAAGAAUCUGGAUCCAGAGACAUUGAAGGAGAUCAACGAACAGCACCAGAAAAUCGCACAGGUACAGUCAUCUGGCUUGUCUGGUUUGAUGAACGUAGCAACAUCCGGUUUGCAAGAAGAGGAGCGGCCAGCCUCAGGUGGCAAGCCAAAAGGUGGCAAAGCGGUCAAGCGGCGAUGA
Molecule: messenger RNA, 582 nt
Organism: Serendipita indica DSM 11827
Lineage: Eukaryota; Fungi; Basidiomycota; Agaricomycetes; Sebacinales; Serendipitaceae
Source: the annotation of a GenBank genome assembly